Molecule: messenger RNA, 1704 nt
Organism: Centruroides sculpturatus (bark scorpion)
Lineage: Eukaryota; Metazoa; Arthropoda; Arachnida; Scorpiones; Buthidae
Gene: Rint1
Product: RAD50-interacting protein 1-like
Exons: 11
Coding region: 7-1704 (565 amino acids)
Biological process (GO): regulation of ER to Golgi vesicle-mediated transport; endoplasmic reticulum to Golgi vesicle-mediated transport; retrograde vesicle-mediated transport, Golgi to endoplasmic reticulum
Cellular component (GO): Dsl1/NZR complex
Source: RefSeq, a predicted model, not a curated record
UUCAAGAUGGAAGAGGAGUUAUCUGUUAACGUUGUCAACUUUUUAAAUUUCGAAUUUCGUGACUUAAAAUCGUUAAAACGUGCUAAAAUUGUAUCAGAAAAAAAUGCUAACAAAAUCUGUAAAUUACAAUCCAAGAUAGAUUUAUCCUCGGAAAAAGUUCCUUCAGAGUUAGCCGAUAUAUCGAGUAAGGCGGAAGAAACAAUCACGAAAGCUACCGAAUUAAAUUCGUACGUGGAACAAAUACAGAAAGAGGCCCAGGAUCAUAUUACGGAGGUUAAAAGGAUAAAAGAUAAAUUUUCCGUUCCUCUUUCGGAAAUUCAAGAAUUGCAGAAUGCUCAAUGUUAUUUAGAAUGGGUAAUAAGAUUAGAAAAUAUCAGCAAGUCAAUAGAAUCAGCAUUGGUACAAGGAGCUGACCAUGUAGCAGUUACACAUUUUUGUGAAUUUAAAGAUACGUGGAACCACUUACAAUCCUCUCAAUGUACACACUUAGUUAAUUAUAUUAAACAAACUAUUUUGUAUUGGCAUGAUAUUCUAAAAGAAAAAUUUGGCAGUAAUUUUGAUAAAAUCCUUUCUUCAAUACCUUGGCCUGCAACUUCUCCAUCACUAGUACAACCACCAUUGAAAUUUAAAGUAUUGUUCACCUAUUUAUUGGAAAUACAAUUACCAGCUAAUUUAAUCAAAAAUAGUGAUAAUGAGUUUGGAUUUGAACCAUUAUUAUUGCCUCUUCAGAUGAUGAUGAGACCAUUACAAAAAAGGUUUAUUUUUCAUUUCACAACAAAAAAACAGACUAAUCGACUAGAUAAACCAGAAUGGUAUUUGACACAAAUAUUAAUGUGGAUUCGUGACCAUUUGGAGCUUAUAGAUCAUCUUGUUCAGCCUUUAUUAAACUCUGAAAAACUAGAACAUAUUUAUGCAAAGGUAGAAUUAAUGAGAACACUUGUUUAUUUGGCCAUGAAAAAAUUACAGAAUGAUAUGCCAAAUUUAGUGUAUAAUGAACAAUUGUUAACUCAUACCAUUGAUGAAGUAUUGUUGUUUGAAAAAGAAUUACACAAUCAAGGAUAUCCUCAGUCUCUUCCAAGUACCAUAAAUAUAUUAAGUAGUGAUAUUUGUUUCAAUCGUUGGCGGAAUCUUGAACAUAAAAGUGCACUUGAGAAGAUGGAUUUACUAUUAAAUUCUACUUCAGCAUGGAAAUUAUGUUAUCAAGAUGGAGAACUUGAUGAAUUGAAAGUUCCAGAAUGUGCAGAAAGUUUUAUGACUCUACUUUUAACCAUGACUGAACGUUACCAAAAUUUGCCAAAACCAAUACAGAGGUUAUCUUUUCUUGAACUUCAAUUAGAAUUACUAGAUGAUUUUAGGUUGCGUCUACAUCAGCUUUUACAUUCUGAAUCAAAAGAACCAUUGGAUUCAAAUUUUUGUGCUAUUUUAAAUGCAAUUAAUUACAUACUUUAUAUAUUAACAGAAUGGAGCAAUCUUCCUAAACUUUUCUUCCCUAGAUGGUUUUGUAUGCCAAUUCAGGAAACAUAUGAAUUAUCAAGAUUGGCCUAUCCACUCUUAACAAUUUUAAAAAGUCAUUUACAAAAAUUGCAAGAAACUUUAGCUAAACCUCUGUUUAAUACUGCAUGGCAAUAUAUUGCAAAAGAAAUUAAUCAGUAUAUAUAUGAAGAGAUAUUAAGUAAUGAAACUGUUUGUCGUGAAAAAGUUUAA